Molecule: messenger RNA, 3876 nt
Organism: Pygocentrus nattereri (red-bellied piranha)
Lineage: Eukaryota; Metazoa; Chordata; Actinopteri; Characiformes; Serrasalmidae
Gene: frk
Product: fyn-related Src family tyrosine kinase
Exons: 8
Coding region: 267-1856 (529 amino acids)
Biological process (GO): innate immune response; protein phosphorylation; cell differentiation
Cellular component (GO): extrinsic component of cytoplasmic side of plasma membrane
Molecular function (GO): ATP binding; non-membrane spanning protein tyrosine kinase activity; signaling receptor binding
Source: RefSeq, a predicted model, not a curated record
GAGUGAAGAGCUGAAGGAGCAGGAAGCGCAGCAGCUUUGAGUCGGAGCCGUAAAUCUGUGCAGUGAAGGACUUUAGAUCUUCUGAUGAGGAAACGAGCUUCGCUCCGAGUUUCUGACCAGUUUCAUCUGGACGUUGCAGUGGAAUCGAUCAGCUUCUAACCUUGAAGGUCGUCCCAGAGACGCUGCGUUAUAAGAUGCUGUUUGCCGAACUCAGCAGCUGAUUGACCAGGAGGUUUUGGGCUGUUGGUGUGUUUGUGUUCUUCAGUAUGGAGAGUGUGCGCGAGCGCCUGGUCUCCUGCUGCUUCUCCACCUUUCCAUGUCUGCGGGAAAAGGAGCUCGAGCCGGGCGAAGAAUUGAAGUCUAAGCCAGAUUCAAGGGGUCUGACCUUCUCGGACCAUAACCGUGAUCAGACGUUUACUCCAUCAACCCAGCGGACCCCACAGACCCCGCAGACCCCGCCGCCCGAGUUUGUGGCGCUGUUUGAUUACUCGGCGCGCACAGCGGAGGACCUGAGCUUCCACACGGGAGACACAUUUCAGCGGCUGCACGACGACGACGUCGACUGGUGGUUCGUCAGAGCCCUCAGUGGAGUUUCAGCUAACAAGACAGGCUACAUUCCAUGUAACUACGUAGCGCAGGUGGAGAGCCUGGACGCAGAACCAUGGUACUUUGCUGAUACGAAGCGUUUGGAUGCGGAGAAGUUGCUGCUGGCUGAUGGAAAUCAACAUGGAGCGUUCCUCAUCAGACACUGCGAGAGUCAAGCAGGAGAACUAUCUCUGUCAGUGCUGGACCAGGGUAAAGUGAAGCACUACAAGAUCCGACGGACGGACUACAGCCAUUAUUUUGUGUCGAGGAGCCGCAGUUUCCAAACAUUAAAAGAACUGGUGCAGCACUACAGCCAGCAGGAGGAUGGACUGUGUGUCCGGCUCAGACAGCCCUGCAAGAAGGCUGAAGCUCCACAGACUUAUGGGCUGUCCUACAACACGGUUGAUCAGUGGGAGAUCCCCCGCAGUUCCAUCCAGCUGCUCCAGAAACUCGGUGCUGGACAGUUUGGAGAGGUUUAUGCAGGAGUGUGGAAUCACACGACCUCAGUGGCUGUGAAAACUCUCAAACCAGGCAGCAUGGAUGCCGAGGACUUCCUGCGUGAAGCUCAGAUCAUGAAGAAGCUCCGACACCCCAAACUGAUCCAGCUGUACGCAGUGUGCACUGUGGGGGAGCCCAUCUACAUCAUCACUGAGCUAAUGAGCAACGGCAGCCUGCUGGAGUACCUGCAGAAAGACAAAGGAGCUGCUUUACGUCCUUCUGAUCAGAUCGAGAUGGCGGCUCAGGUUGCAGCAGGUAUGGCGUACCUGGAGCUGCAGAACUACAUCCACAGAGACCUGGCAGCCCGGAAUGUUCUGGUGGGGGAAAACAACGUGUGUAAAGUAGCAGACUUUGGUCUGGCCAGAGUGUUUAUGAAAGAAAACGAUGGCCUUGAUGACGGAGAUGAUGAGAACGUGUACCAAGCGAGAGAGGGCGCUAAGUUCCCGGUGAAGUGGACGGCUCCCGAGGCCAUUCUUGACAAUAAAUUCAGUAUCAAAUCUGACGUCUGGUCAUUCGGCAUCCUGCUGUACGAGAUCAUGACCUUCGGACAGAUGCCUUACCCGACCCUCACUAAUUCACAGGUUGUGCAGAAGCUGCGUAGCGGGUAUCGAAUGUCAUGUCCAGCGAACUGUCCAAAGGUUCUGUAUGACAUAAUGAGGGAAUGCUGGACGGAGACGCCUGCUAACCGGCCCACCUUCGAAACGCUGCAGUGGAAACUUGAGGACUUCUUUGACCUGGAUGUCACUUCCUAUGACGACGCAAGCCGCUACUGACCAACUGUUCCACCGACGUUGGUUCCCACACCAACAGCUACCCUGCCAACACCUUCCAUGGCAACAGUCCAUGAGCAACAGCCCCCUUGACAACAGUUAACCCACCAACAUCUCCCAUGGCAACAGUCCAUGAGCAACAGCCCCCUUCACAACAGUUACCCAAGCAACAGCACCCAUAGCUAUGGCUCAAUGGUAAAGGCCAGGCAGCCAGGCAAUUCCCCCUCAGCACUGAUGAGGGGCUGUUGUCAGCAUUGAUGCCACUGAUGAUGUCAGUACUGAUGUCAUUUUUUGUUUUUAUUCUGGCAGAGUUUAAAUCUAAAUAUACUUUAAAAGUAUACUGAAAUAUUUAAAGACACCUUGAAACAGCUACACGUGUCAGAUGUGAUGAUGCUGACCUGCUCUCUGCUUCUGUUUUGCCCCUCAUCAGAUCUCUCUGUCCUCUCUGUUCCCCGUUAGAGACACACUCCUCUCCAGCUUCAGGGCUCCCAUCCUGCAGUGCAGUGCCAUCACUGCUCCGCUGGCUUUGAGAGGGGUGAGGGAUCAAGUCAGCAUAAAUACAGACUUCUGAAACAUAAUCUGACAAAAUUUCCUGUUCAAAGCUGUGCCAGACAAAGCUGUUCCUACAGCAGAGCGACCUGUGACUGUAUCUCCUUUACUUUCUCUGCUAGCUGCUCAUUAGCAAGCUAAAUGCUACAUAGCCUUCAACAACAAAAGAGAAGCUCCACUGCUCUCUUCCUAAACCCUGAAGAUCCCGAUAGAACAAUUCCACAGAAAAUGAACGUAUGAACUCUUUAAAACCCAAAAAACACUUUACACCAAGUUCGCUUGGCUAAUGACACACUGGAGCUGACCUAGAGACCGGACAGGCCACACAGUCUAGCUCGUCCAGCCGCUGAACACUGGAGCUGACCUAGAGACCGGACAGGCCACACAGUCUAGCUCGUCCAGAGAGCGUGGAAGUGUUUUGACCCGAUUGGGUUCCUCGGGCCCCGAGCCGAGCGCUGAGGGUCAGUGAGGGUUUCACUUCCCUGCAGGACACAGCGGUUCAGGGAAAAACCAAACUCUGACAGUUUCUCCGCUCAGCCCUCCCAAACGGAGCGGAUCAGCCAAGACGUGUUUCUGAAGUUUUAGCCCUGGAGCUACGAGGCUAAUGCAAGCUUAUACGCUGCCAGUCGGCACGGUGCUAAAUCAUCACUCGCCUCCAACCGUGAGGAGCUGCUGAGCCUCUAACAGACUUCAGGCCACGUUUCUAGAUGAUGGCGUGUUUUACAGGCCGUGUAAACCCUGUUAGCAUGACUUCAUUCCAUUCUUCACAUUUUUCCUCUGAUACUCAGACGGCGCGCUGUGACUGACUUGGUCGUCAGGCUGUCACUGGUAUCGGUGUUCGUGAAGCCUGAUCAACAGGUUUCUGUGUGGUGGAACAUUAAGACACGCCCCUUUGUGGUCACCAUGUCAGGUGUUUGUGAAGUUUUUCUUUUUUUUUUUAUCUGUGUCAUUUUGUCUCCCCCUGCUGGAGGUUUAAUCACACUGCAGCUGAUCAUUCUUAUCGCCCCCUGCUGGAGGUUUAAUCACACUGCAGCUGAUCAGUCUUAUCGCCCCCUGUUGGAGGUUUAAUCACACUGCAGCUGAUCAGUCUUGUGUUUCUCUGAUUGGCUGAAACUGAAACUGCGAUUUGUCUUCUGUGUAAAUACUGAAAUAUCUAGAUUAUUAAAUGUGUAUCUGUUUAUAGCUAAUAGAGCAGAACUAAUAGAUUAUAUAGUCCAGAUUACAAUAUUGAAGCACUGUGAGAAUAUUUAGUGGAUCGAACAAAUCAAUUACAGCUCAGGUUUCGAUGGAAAAAAGUAUUUUUAUGAUAAUUAAAUGAGAUAUUAUAAGUGUGUGUAUGCAUGUGUGAGAGUGUGUGAUGUAAGCUAGUAUGGAUUGGUUUAUUAAUAGUAAUAUUUUAAUUAUAGAUCUGUGUAAUUUGAUGCUUAUUCUGGUAAAACAGCUCAAUUUGUCAAAUAAACAAUUUUACUGUUUC